This is a messenger RNA of Pecten maximus, 3408 nucleotides long. RefSeq lists its product as uncharacterized. Gene Ontology annotation, molecular function: nucleic acid binding; zinc ion binding; aspartic-type endopeptidase activity. The transcript has 2 exons. NCBI's taxonomy places the organism in Eukaryota, Metazoa, Mollusca, Bivalvia, Pectinida, Pectinidae. The coding region runs from base 1 to 3408 and encodes 1135 amino acids. Gene Ontology annotation, biological process: proteolysis; DNA integration. The record is from RefSeq and is a predicted model, not a curated record.
AUGGACAUUGCAAUUAGUAUGGAGAUGGCUGACAGCGAAUCUCGUAAACUUAAGGAAACAGUGUUUGAUGAUGGUAAGAAUGCGGAAAGGACACACAAAGUGUUUACACAAUGCUUUCGUUGUGGUAAGAACAAUCACAAUGCAGACAAUUGUUACAACAAAAACAGCAAAUGUCACAAAUGUCACGAAAACGGACAUCUGAGUAAAAUGUGUCAUGUCAACAAAUCGCGACAGAAUGUAAACAAACCGCGAUCACAUCAAAGUACUGAAAGUACUGGUGGUACUCCAGGAAACAAAAAGGGACAUAAAAUGAAAAAAAAAAGUCCUAAGGUCAACUUUGUGGAUUCUGACAUGGAUUCUUCUGGUGUCCAGGAUACUGAACAACAGUACUCAUGGCCUCUAUUUUCAAUCAAUUCUGGUGGUCAUAAAGAAAUAAACAUUGAUUUGUUAAUUGACAACAAACAACAGAAAAUGGAAUUAGAUACUGGCGCUUCAGUUUCGUUGAUGUCGGAAAAGGAGUACAAACAGAAGUAUGAUGGAAAACUUAACAAGUCAUCAACAGUAUUAAGAACAUACACCGGUCAGCUUUUGCCAGUUGUCGGAGAAAAAUCUGUUACUGUACAGUAUGGAGACCAACAUCUAUCGCUACCAUUACUUGUUGUCAAAGCUGAUGGACCAGCAUUGCUGGGUAGGAACUGGUCAAGUCAAUUAAAACUUAAUUGGCAGUCCAUCAAGUACACCAUCCAUGAUAACCUGGAGAAGGAAAUCUUCCAGAAAUACAAGGUUUUCAAUGAAGAGCUUGGUACAGUGAAAGGUGUAACUGCGACACUUCGAUUGAAAGAUAACUGUACACCAAAGUUUUUCAAACCAAGGCCCGUGCCUUUUGCUCUAAAGGACAAGAUUGGUGAAGAGCUUGAACGCUUGGAAAAGGCCAGUAUUCUCAGAAAAGUGGAGAGUUCUGAUUGGGGCACUCCUAUUGUACCAGUGUUGAAGCCUGAUGGAUCUGUGAGGAUAUGUGGGGACUAUAAAGUCACUAUCAAUCCCUACUUUGAUGUUCCAGAAUAUCCUUUACCCACAAGUGAAGAGUUGUUUGCAAAGUUGAAUGGUGGUGAACAGUUCUCAAAACUUGAUUUGACUAGUGCGUAUCAACAAGUACUCUUAGACGAGGAGUCGCGAAACCUUGUAACCAUCAACACACACCAAGGUUUGUACCAGUAUACGCGUCUUUCAUUUGGAGUUGCGGCUGCACCAGCUAUUUUUCAACGCACAAUGGAUCAAGUCCUGCAAGGAAUUGAGGGUGUCGGAUGCAUAUUAGAUGAUAUUCUAAUUACAGGGAAAUCUGACGUGGAACACCGUCACAAUCUUCAUACGACACUACAGCGACUUGAAAAUUUCGGUAUACGACUACGGAAAGACAAAUGUUUUUUCCUUCGCGAUGAAGUAGAAUAUUUCGCGUUCAAAGUCAACAAAGAAGGUAUCCACCCUUCACCGAGAAAAGUGGAAGCCAUUUUGAAAUUGGCUGAUCCUCAGAAUAAGCGUGAACUUCAAUCUUGGCUCGGUAUUGUGAAUUAUUACCGGAAAUUCAUUCCCAACAUGGCGACUGUCCUUGAGCCUCUUACUCAUCUGCUUGCCAAUGAUGUCGAAUGGCAAUUGAGCCCAACAUAUGCGAAUGCGUGUGAGACUAUCAAGAAACUUUUGGUGUCAUCUGCAGUUAUGAUAGAAAAAGAAGCGUUAGCGAUUAUCUUUGGAAUUCAACGGUUUCACCAGUAUCUGUACGGGCGACGUUUUACCCUAUUGACGGACCAUAAACCGCUGACAACUAUAUUGGGACCAAAGAAGGGCAUUCCGGUUUUGGCCGCGUCUCGAUUGCAAAGAUGGGCGAUACAGUUAUCCGCGUACCAGUUCGACAUAAAGUUUCGUUCAACGGAUAAAAACGGAAAUGCUGAUGUGUUAUCACGUUUUCCUAUGAAAGAGGAGGAAAGUGGAGUUGACGACAACUAUGUGUUCUAUGAGGAAGCUCAGUUAGUGAACAACAUGCAAGUUAACAGCUUACCUGUUACUGCUACGCGUAUCGCUGCGGCAAUAAAAGGAGAUACAACUUUGGCACGCGUAAUGGAAUUUACCCGAAGUGGAUGGCCAAAUGUGGAAAUGGGAGAUGAACUUAAACCAUAUCACAGAAUUCGUGAUGAACUGACCAUUGAGGAAGGAUGCUUACUCAGAGGAGUACGAGUAAUCAUUCCGAACCAAUAUCAAAGUGAAAUAUUAGAUGAACUGCAUAGCAACCAUCCAGGAAUUGUUAGAAUGAAAUCCCUGGCUCGGUUACAUGCAUGGUGGCCAAACAUGGAUGUGGAUAUUGAACGGAAAGUGUCGGGCUGUGAGGCAUGUCAGAAAGUACUACCAAAUGCACCGAAAUCUCCUGCAAACCCUUGGAGAUGGCCGUCGGCACCAUGGAACCGUAUUCAUAUCGAUUUUGCUGGACCAUUCAUGAGUGAAAUGUUCAUGGUAGUGGUCGAUGCACAUUCAAAGUGGUUAGAUGUGAUACGCAUGUCUUCCACGACCACAGCCAGUACUAUCAACGCGUUGAGGUAUCUAUUCGCGUCGUAUGGUUUACCCAAAGAACUAGUUUCAGAUAAUGGACCGCAAUUUACUGCAGCAGAGUUUGCCACAUUCUUGAAAGAAAAUGGAGUACGUCAUAUACUUUCUGCACCUUAUCACCCCAGCUCAAACGGCGAGGCAGAGAGAGCUGUACGUACAUUCAAGCAAGCUAUGAAAUCCCUGGUUCAGUCAGAUAGUAGUCUGAACCAGAAACUUGCUUCGUUUUUGUUGUCGUACCGUACAACACCACAUAGUCUCACCAAGGCUCCACCCAGUGAACUAUUCUUGGGAAGGAAGUUGAGGACCAUGUUGGAUAUUAUGCGUCCGGAUCUUUCUGGGAAAAUUCAACAAAAGACUACACCAACAGAGUCAAAAACACGAUUGUUCGAAAUUGGUGACAUUGUCAUUACUCGCGACUACCGUGGAAGCCCACGGAAACCUUCAUGGAUCAAAGGUAUUGUUAUCCGCAAGCUAGGACCAAUGACAUAUACCAUUCAGGUGGACAACCUGAUAUGGAAAAGACAUGUGGAUCAAAUACGUACAUGUGAUCCAGCUUGUAACUUUGAACCAAGAGAGCAAGCAGUUCCAGACACUCAAAAUUCUCUGGGCAGUCUUCCAGGUAUCUUACCUAAUCCAACCAUUGGUACUCAGAGGAUUCCUUCUGUAGAUUGUCCAAUUAGGAUUCAAACCAGUGAAGUAGCUACUACUACACCAGAGACUGAUCAGACUGAUCCAUCGACCAAUGUGACACACGAACAUCGCUAUCCGCGUCGUAAUAUAAUCAAACCAUCGCGUCUGAUUGAAAACUGUUAA